AUGGGAUGUGCAACAAUUGUAGUAGGAUAUUUUCAAGUUUCUUCUUGGUUUACUGCAUGUGAACGUCAAACACGUUGUCUUAGUGAAACACUUUUUCGGUCAAUACUUAAUAAAGAAAUAGCUUAUUUUGAUGUAAAUAUAACUGGUCAACUUAGUACAAGAUUAGCAAAAGAUAUUAAUAAAGUCCACGAUGGUGCAGCUAUUGCUGAAGAAGUUAUAAGUAGUAUACGAACUGUUUUUUCAUACAAUGGAGCUGCUUAUAAAUCGAAAAGAUAUGUAAAACAUUUAAGAUCAGUAAAACUAAGUGGUAUUCGUAAAGGAGAAUUAAAUGGAGCAUUAAUGAGUGCUAUUUUCUUUUUUAUCUUUUGCACUUAUACUUUGGGUUUUCGGUAUGAAGCUAAACUUGUUCAUGAAGAGGAUUUUUCCAAUGGAGGAAUUCUUAUUAAAGAUUUUAUUGGUGAUAUAAAAUUUACUAAUGUUCAUUUUUCUCAUCCAUCUCGAAUUGAUGUUCUUGUUCUUAACAGACUUUCAUUUACGGCUCAACGUGGUCAAACAACAGCACUUGUUGAUUCUUCUGGUUGCGAAAAAAGUACAUGUGUACAAUUAUUACAAAGAUUUUAUGAUCCAAUUGAUGGUUCAGUUGAAAUCGAUGAUAUUCGGGUUAAUCAAUAUAAUCUUAGUUGGCUUCGAGAAUAUAUUGGUGUUGUAUCACAAGAACCAAUUUUAUUUCAAACAACAAUCAAAGAAAAUAUACGUUUUGGAAGAAUGAAUGCAAAAACAGAAGAAAUUGUGGAAGCAGCAAAAAUGACUAAUACACAUAAUUUUAUAAUGGAAUUACCAGAAAAAUAUGAAACACUUGUUGGUGAACGUGGUGCACAAUUAACUAUUGCUCGUGCACUUAUUCGUAAUCCUCGUAUUCUUUUACUUGAUGAAACAACAAGUGCUCUUGAUAGAGAAAGUGAAAGUAUUGUACAAGAUGCACUUAAUCGUGCAUCAAAAGGACGUACAACAGUUGUUAUUACACAUCGUUUAUCAACUAUAGUAAAUGCAUCAAAAAUAAUUGUUCUUGAUAAAGGAUCAAUAAUUGAAGAAGAAAAUCAUGCAACAUUAAUGAAUGCAAGAGGAGUUUAUUAUGGUCUUGUUGAAGCACAAAAUUUACGUAUGCAAAAUAAUGAUCAAAAGGAAGAUGAUGAUGAUGACACAUCAAGUAUGAGAAAAAAUGUUUUCUUCAAAAACAAGAAGAACAAAUUCACGAUGAGAUUCAAAAGUAAACCUACUGGCACAAUCACAUCAAAGUUAGACAACAGUCAAAUACAACUAAUGGCUACAGAUGUCCAUCGCGGCUGAAAAUCUGCCGCUGCCGCGCCACGAUGAAUUGUAAAAUAAAUGUGCCGCUGCUGCGAAAGUUUUCAAAAAAGUGUUUUUGAUUUCACUGCUACGACUGUAUUCGAUCAGAAAUAUUGGUACUAGUCCAUUAGAUUCAUUCAGUCUCAGAGUGUUUCAUUUGUAAACACUGAAAUUCUAUUAAAUUCAUGCAAUUUUUCAAUGUCCUCGAAAAAAAAAUGCUACCGCCACCAUGGACAUCUCUCCCAAUGGUAUCAUACUAGGUCACUGUGACAAGGGAAAUCU
Messenger RNA from Rotaria sordida, 1629 nucleotides. Lineage: Eukaryota; Metazoa; Rotifera; Eurotatoria; Philodinida; Philodinidae. The record is from the annotation of a GenBank genome assembly.